GCCCUCCAGCUCGUGCGCCUCUUGGCCCACUGCAAGGCCCGGUCCGCGCCGGAGCUGCUGCGCGCCUCGGUAAAGGCAGCCUGGAUCCAGCGGUGGACAGGCCUCGCCUCGGUGGCGGCACAGCGAGCCUUCGCAGCCUCUCUGCUGCACCUGCCCCUGGACGGCCUCGCCUGCGACGGCGACGAGCCAUGGCUGCAGGACGUCCUGGCGGACGCGCGCCACACCGAGGAGCCUG
Prorocentrum cordatum is the source of this 235-nucleotide messenger RNA. The record is from the annotation of a GenBank genome assembly. NCBI's taxonomy places the organism in Eukaryota, Dinophyceae, Prorocentrales, Prorocentraceae.